This is a messenger RNA of Trichoderma asperellum CBS 433.97, 873 nucleotides long. RefSeq lists its product as uncharacterized. NCBI's taxonomy places the organism in Eukaryota, Fungi, Ascomycota, Sordariomycetes, Hypocreales, Hypocreaceae. Gene Ontology annotation, cellular component: cytosol. The record is from RefSeq and is a predicted model, not a curated record. Gene Ontology annotation, molecular function: oxidoreductase activity.
AUGGCUGCUGCACCUUGGCCCUCUCUAACAAAGGCAUGGCACGACGACACAUAUCCAGCAAUUGACCCAGCCCGCCCAGAGCUCAGCUUGGCAGGCAAGACAGCGGUUAUCACUGGCGGCGGUAGUGGCAUCGGUGGAGCUAUUUCCCAAUCAUUCGCCAAAGCAGGCAUUUCUCAUCUUGCGUUAAUCGGGCGAAGACUUCAAGUUUUGGAAGAGAAAAAAGCCCAGAUUGCCAUCAUUAAUCCCAAAAUUGAGGUUCUGCUGCUUCAGGCAGACAUUGUCAACGGAGAGCAAAUCCAAAAAGCAUUUGAAACUGUCCAAUCUACUUUUGGAGAGCCUCAUAUUCUCGUCAAUAAUGCUGCCUACUUUGAAGGAACCGUGUCUGUGCUACAGGAUAGCGUUGAUACUUGGUAUCAAGCCUUCAACAUCAACGUCAAAGGCAGCCUUCAUGUCGCCAGAUCUUUCUUGUCGGUCGCUGCACCGUCGCCUAGGAUCCUAAACAUUUCUAGCGGACAGGCUCAUCUAGACGCAAAACUCUUUCCGGGGAUGUCGGCAUAUCUAUCAUCUAAAAUGGCACAGCUCCGUAUGUUUGAGUCUAUACAGGUCGAGCGACCCGAUGUGGUGAUUGUGAGCUGCCAUCCAGGGCGCGUGAUGAGCGAAAUGUCAGCAAAAAUUGGCAGGAAGAAGGGCAUUGAUACACUUGACCUUUCGGGCGAUUUCGGUGUUUGGGCAGUCAGCGACGAGGCUACAUUUCUAAAGGGCAGAAUGGUGUGGGCCAAUUGGGACAUAAAUGAACUCAAGGAGAAAAAGGAUGAGAUUAUAAACAAUAACUUACUAACCGUCUCUCUCGGCGGUUGGCCAUUCAAAGAGUAG